AUGACUACGUCCACCGAUUCCAACGAGUCUUAUCAAAGGAUUGGCGCAGGUUUCUGCGGCACAGUGUGGGCAAGAAGCCUGGAAGGGCCUGCCAUCAAGCGCGAAGAUGGAGGACCAUCUCGAUCACUCGCCAACGAUUUCGCGAUGCACAAACGAGCAUACGAGGCAUUUCUCAGCCUAUCCUGUGCUAAGCACUUGAUGAAAAACUCACCAACAGAGCCACACGCGCGUAUUCCUCAGUGCCACAGAUAUAUUACGCCGGGAAACCAGUCUUGGUGGAACGAAAAUCUCCGAUGGUUCCCAGACGGAUAUGCAGCCUGUAAUGCGAUCCUGUCCGAGAGAAUCCCUCCUUUUUCCGAGCACAUCAGACGUCUUCUCGUGGACACGUAUUGUCCUCCUAAAAUUCGUCAGCAGAUUCUGCACAGCGCCAGCAACGACGCCUGCCUCAUCCGACCGUAUAUCGGCCGCCAGCGCACCUACGGCACGGCCAUGAACGUCCGAUCUCGAUUUCGAGGCUUUUCCCUCCGAAACUUCCCCCUUCAUGUCGAUCAGAUGGCUGAACUGGGGAUCCGCGCCGAGGAUGUUGACUGUUAUGCCGCCAUGAUGGGCCAAGCACUGGCCACGCUUCACUUGAUUGGGAAGAUGGAUGCGAACGACGUCGAAUUUGUUUUGGCUCCGAUGUCGCGAACUGUUACUGGCACGGAGCACAACGAAGAAAUGGACACCACAAGCGGCAGCAACACCAUCACAAAUAUAUUGGGGACACAUACUAUGUGGAUCCUGGACUUUGACCUUUGUCACUCCAUCUCGAUGGAUCAGAAGGGUGUUCGGCAAGCUGUUGAUGCUUUCUUCAAGAACGACCCAUUCUGUCCACAGCCGCACACGGCACACUGGCCGGCGUUUCGUCGUCAGUACCUAGGUGCAGCUGAGCAGAUUGCUCGUAUCUACCACAAAGAUGAGGUUAAUACUAUCUUUGACCUGGGUCGUCAGUUUGUGAAGCUUGUGGAGUCGAGGAAGUGAAUUCCACGGCUCGGAGUGAAUAGUGGUGUCUGGCUGUGUUACUCCCCAACCCAAGGCCUCCCUCCCCUCCACCAUGAUCUCAAUUUUCUCAGAUUCAUUCUGUAUUUCCUCUCUUCACGUCAUUCCACCAUACAGAACUCGUUCUUUCGCUAUAUCUUCCCCCAACUCAGUAUCUGUGAUGAAAGUCCAUAUCCACGCAAUCAACGUCCUCUUACUCCUAGCUUAAAAUGGCGAGUCGACGCGAAAACCAAGGUACAGAUACCUCCUGGACGAGCUCACUGCAAGAUGCGAUGCAGCAAAACCUCCGGCUUGAGGAACGCCUGGAGCAGGACGAGCUCGAGUCCCCACAAGCUCGACUCAAAAGACUUCUUUCCACUCGAUCCGCAGUGUCGACUUCAUCAUCCUUCGCUGAACGCCAACAGGCAGCAGUUGGCUGCAAUGCCCC
This is a messenger RNA of Aspergillus fijiensis CBS 313.89, 1465 nucleotides long. RefSeq names its product zinc finger protein. The record is from RefSeq and is a predicted model, not a curated record. The coding region runs from base 1 to 1020 and encodes 339 amino acids. NCBI's taxonomy places the organism in Eukaryota, Fungi, Ascomycota, Eurotiomycetes, Eurotiales, Aspergillaceae. The transcript has a single exon.